UCUUCACUGCGGCUGAGUGUUUUAGCAACAUGGCGUCCAUCAUGUUUAGCUUGUGAACGAGUCCCGUUGUUGUGCUGAGAAAGAGUCUCUGGCACCAACAGCGAGGAGCCGCCAGAGCCUCCGUGUGUCCGGAUAAAGCUGCUGCUCUCCGGCUUCACCUCGGACUCAUCUCCCGGGAGCCUCCGGAGCUACUGGAGGUAGCUUAGCAUGCUAACCGCAAGUUAGCCUCGCAGCGCAGUGAAAGCAGAGUUCGUGGAGAAAAUGUAUAAAGUUCAGGAUCUGAGAUGGUGAAGCGGCGACUAACUGCGGCCGCAGGUACAACCGGAGAGCGGCUGUAUUCUGAACAUUACGUGUGUCCUGCGGACGUCCAGCAGCUGUUCGUAAGUAAAGAAGAGGUUCCCCCUGAGCAGCAGGAAGGAAGCCCCAGUCUGGACCAGGAGGACCCAGAGCCCCCACACAUUAGAGAGAAGUGGAGCCCCGGUCUGGACCAGGAGGACCCACCAGAGCUGCCACACAUUAAAGAGGAACAGGAGGAACUCUGGACCAGUCAGGAGGGAGAGCAGCUUCCAGGACUGGAGGAGGCUGAUAUCACCAAGUUCCCGUUCACUCUUGUCUCUGUGAAGAGUGAAGAAGAUGAUGAAGAGAAACCUCAGUCCUCACAGCUUCAUCAGAGCCAGACUGAACAGAUGGAAGCUGAUGGAGAGGACUGUGGAGGACCAGAACCAGCCAGGGACUCUGAUCGAAAUAGACUUUUACCAUUUGAGACUAAAGACUCUUCUGAGACUGAAGUCAGUGAUGGUGACUGGGCCAAGCCCACAGAACCUCAGUCAGGUUUAAACUCUGUAAGUAACACUGACAGGAAGUUAUUUAUCUGCUCCGAGUGCGGUAAAACAUUUGGCCACAAGACAAAUCUGAAAAGACACACAAGAUGUCACACAGGAGAAAAACCGUUCAGCUGCUCAUUUUGCAAUAAACGUUUCAACCGGAGGGAACACUUGAUUGCUCACAUGAGAUGUCAUUCAGGAGAAAAACCUUUCAGCUGUUCAGUUUGUAACACGAGUUUCAGUCAUGGCUGGUCCUUGGAUAAGCACAUGAGAGUCCACAGCGGGGAGAAACCGUUCAGUUGCUCAUUUUGCGGUAAAAGAUUCAGGCAGCGCUCAGAUUUGGUCGCACACUUCCGAAUUCAUACAGGAGAAAAACCUUUUUCCUGCUCAGUUUGUGAUACGAGUUUCACUCAGCGUCACACUCUGGUUCAGCACAUGAGAACGCACACGGGGGUCAAACCUUUUCUCUGUUCGGUUUGUGGUACCAAAUUCUCGCGAAAGGGACAUCUGACGAGACACAUGGCGGCUCACACAGGGGAGAAACCCUUCAGCUGCAGUGUCUGCCACAAAAGCUUCACUUGGCAGUCACAGUGUAAAAGACAUGAGUGUGUUUGUGAGAGCAGCGGCAGUAAAGUAACUGGGGACCUUUGAAUUUUGUACCUCCCACCUCAGACUGUGUAAUGAUCAAUGUGUAAUAAUGCAAUAAAUAGAGAGAUUAGUUCUGGUUUUCUGUUGACCAGAAAAACUAAAGAUGUCUUAAAGUGGAUGGAACGUUAUGGCGCUGUGUUCUGUCUCUGCUGAUACAUGAACAUUCUUCUUUCUUUAACUCUUGUUUACUUUUUGUUUCUUUAAAGAGGGUUUCUAACAUUUUGGGAAAUAAAUAUUUACCGCUGCAUUAAU
Micropterus salmoides (largemouth bass) is the source of this 1724-nucleotide messenger RNA. Its product is annotated as gastrula zinc finger protein XlCGF8.2DB-like. The transcript has 2 exons. Gene Ontology annotation, biological process: regulation of transcription by RNA polymerase II. Gene Ontology annotation, cellular component: nucleus. The coding region runs from base 285 to 1475 and encodes 396 amino acids. NCBI's taxonomy places the organism in Eukaryota, Metazoa, Chordata, Actinopteri, Centrarchiformes, Centrarchidae. The record is from RefSeq and is a predicted model, not a curated record. Gene Ontology annotation, molecular function: DNA-binding transcription factor activity, RNA polymerase II-specific; RNA polymerase II cis-regulatory region sequence-specific DNA binding.